CCCUGAGAAAUUUCGUCUUAUCAUCUGCAGGCACCUGACCACUCCAAGCGAGGGGAAAGUAGUUUCUCCGAGAUUCAUUAACUGCAAAACUUCCACACGUUCUUCCAUAUUCGGAAGAAUGAACGACAGCUCUCGGCUAUACAUCUCCAUGUAUAAGAGACCGCCCCGUCCCCCGACUCAAUGAGCUCCCACGACUUCGGCAACUCAUUAUCCACCUCACGAUGAAGUAUCUCUCUUCCAUUCUGCUCCUGGCUAUCCCAGCCCUUGCGGCUCCAUCUCCAACAAUCACCGAGCGUCAAGAUGCAGGUUGUGGUAUCGCGUCUGGAUUCUCCUACCAAACCGACGCAAAACUGCCAGAUCCAUUCACCUCUACCAAUGGGACCAAGAUCACCACGAAGGCGCAAUGGCCAUGUAGAGCAGAAGAGAUCAGCCAGCUCUUUCAAAAGUACGAGCUGGGAACACUUCCCCCGAAACCAUCCAGCGUGACCGCAACGUAUUCCGCGGGCUCGAUCAAGGUGACGGUUUCGGAUGGAGGAAAGAGCAUUACCUUCUCCGCCAAGAUUACCACGCCAUCAAGUGGCAAAGCUCCGUACCCUGCAAUCAUCGGUAUUGGAGGAGUGAGCAUUCCAUCGCAGGCAGGUGUUGCUUCAAUUACAUUCGACAACGACGGCAUGGCAGCCCAAGCGAGCAAGUCUAGCCACGGCACCGGAUUGUUCUUCAACCUCUACGGCUCGUCUGCCACGGCAGGUGCAACCACUGCAUGGGCAUGGGGAGUCUCGCGUCUCAUUGACGCUCUGGAAAUGACGCCAACGGCAAACAUCGACACCACGAAGCUUGGUGUAUCAGGGUGUUCCCGUAACGGCAAGGGCGCCUUCAUUGCUGGUGCUUUGGAGCCACGUAUCGCCUUGACCAUUCCUCAAGAAUCUGGAUCGGGCGGCGCCGCUUGCUGGCGUAUCUCCGAUGCGCAAAAGGCAGCUGGAAAGAACAUUCAAACUGCUGGUGAGAUUGUUGGCGAGAACGCUUGGUUCUCCCCGAACUUCAAUGCCUAUUCCACCAAGACCUCUGAUCUUCCCGUCGACCAUCAUAUGCUGGCCGGCUUGAUUGUUCCACGUGGUUUGUUCGUUAUUGAGAACGACAUCGACUGGCUUGGUCCUGUCAGCACGACUGGAUGCCAGCAAGUGGGUCAGAUGAUCUACAAGGCGAUGGGUGUCCCAGAGAAUUUUGGAUUCUCACUUGUUGGAGGGCACAGCCAUUGCGCGUUCCCAUCUGCACAGGCGUCUGACUUGAGUGCGGCUGUGAGCAAGUUUCUAUUGGGAGGUACUGGUUCAGCUACCGAGGUGUCGAAGAGCAGUGUGACUGUAGACCCGACGACGUACAUCGACUGGACUGCCCCAGUAUUGACAUAGGGUAUAGGCGUAUGGAUGUCCUGCGACAAGAAAAAGUAGCUGGAAUUCGUUCACUUUCCUGUACAUACAAGAAGAGUUUCUUUGUGGGGUGUAUAUAAUCUGAAAAUGACCACACUUGAUCAUCUCCAAGCACUUUCCUACGCUCGUACAUCACGGAGGAUACACUGGCUGUAUUCCAUGAUCUGCAGGUGAUUCACCCAAUUUUCGGGCAUACAUUAGAUAGUCGACGACCUCAUAACGCU
Messenger RNA from Mollisia scopiformis, 1648 nucleotides. RefSeq names its product carbohydrate esterase family 15 protein. The transcript has a single exon. Lineage: Eukaryota; Fungi; Ascomycota; Leotiomycetes; Helotiales; Mollisiaceae. The record is from RefSeq and is a predicted model, not a curated record. The coding region runs from base 222 to 1406 and encodes 394 amino acids.